UGGGCAGUGACGUCACCGCGCCCUGACGUCAGACCGACGUGCAGCGCGGUCGCCCGGGAGACCGGGGAAGCCGUUUCCACACCCUGAGGAGUCCCGGGCUAGCGUGUUUUCCUGCAGUACGUCGGGGGAAUCAUGGAUCGUCACAUUCCCAUGCACGCGUUACCGGAAGAAAUCCAAAAGAUGUCUCCUGAAGAAACAGUUUGUAAAUACUGUGGCGUCAGCUACCUAAUACUUCAUGAAUUUAAGGCUAUGGAAGAAAAACUGAAAGCAGUGGAAGAAGAAAUGAAAUUUUAUCAAGGAAGUGUAGAGCGAGAAAAGAGACUUCAGGAAAAGCUUCAGUCUCUUAGCCAGGAGUUUGACAAGUACAAAACUGACAGUGAAUCCAAAAACAAAAGAGUUCAAGAUGCAAGCAUGAAGUUAAAAAAGCAGCAAAAUGAAUUUCAGAGAAUACAGAAAGAAUUAGACCAUCAACAAAAUGAGCUAAAAAUUAAGCAAAAACAAUCCCAAGUCUUCAGUCAAAGAUUGUCAGAAUACAGAUACUUCUGGAAUAAGACCCUUUUGUUACUUACUUUUACUAAAAGGGAACUAACCAGUAUUAAACAUGAAGUAUGUGAUAAUUUUCAAAACUGGACUUCACUGAAAGGGGAAGUUUUUCUGCAGAUGAAAUCUCUGAGUGACGCAGCCUUGGCAGAAAUAGAUAUGUUAAAUAAAAGUCUGACAGUUUCCCAGAGAAAUAAGGUGUGCCUGGAAGAGGAAAUGAAAAAUCUCAAACUCUUGUCGGAUGCAGCCAUCUUGAAGUCUCAGGAGAUGCAGGCGUCCAAACAGCACGAAGUAAGCUUGCAAGCCAGGUGCUAUGAUCUGCAGAAGGAAGCCCUAGUGUGGGAGUUCCUUUCAGUCCUGACCGGUACAGUAGACCUUUGCAUUUGUGGGCUCUCCUGGUUCCUUGUUCCUUCAUCUUCUGAUGGACUGGACAUUUGGGCCAUUUCCACCUCUUCCCCAUUGCACCUGAAGCUGUGGAGAAGGAAAAAGUCUAAUGACGCUGAUAACUGUCAAAGAGAACUUAGAAAACUGAAGUUCGAGUCUGUCAUUUCUGAGUCAAGGCACAGCAGGCUACUCAAAGAGAAAGAAGACUCCUUACUGACUUGUCAGCAACUAUAUAAAACUCUACAGGAAGAGCUGACCACCAAAGAAAGGCAAGGGGAAGAUCUAAAAAGAAGGAUCAACCUUGCGGAAAAUGAGCUAGAAAUGACUAAAACUCUCCUGCAUCGGACACAGGAAGAAAUUUUAACUCUGAAAAAUGAAAGGGAAUUGAUGCUGGCUGCCCAUCAGAAGAGCAUCGAGCAGAUGCAGGAAACCCUGAGACAGAAGCUGCUGAGCGACGAGAGCUGGAGAGAGAAGAUUGAAGCUGAGCUCACCAAAGAAAGAGCCCGGCAUCUCAUUGAGUUCCAAGAGCAAGCUCUUCUCUUUAAGGAAGAAGCUAGACUGGAACUUGACAUUGAGAAAGAAAAGCACCAGGAAGUAAUUCAGAAGUAUCAGCAAGAACAGGAGGACCUGCAGAAGAAGAUAGCUGACUUAAUCGCAGGCGCUACAAAAGACCUGCAGCUCGAAGUGGCCUCUCUCCAAGAAAAGCUCCACGAAUCCCACACACGAUAUACUGAGGAAUCCGAGUCCAAGAGGAAAGAGAUCGAAGACCUGAAGAGUCUGGUUGCAGAAUUCGAGUGUCGCUUGAAGCAGGAAGCCAGCCGCGAUGACUCAGUUUCAGAAGACUUGAAGAAGGAAAUGAAACAGAAGUCAGACGAGCUGGAAAGAGUAAUGCUGGCCCAAACGCAGCUGCUGCAGCAGUUCAGCCAGUCCCAGGAAGAGAACACUUUUCUCCAGGAAACGGUGCGGAGAGAGUGUGAAGAACGCUUUGAACUGACAGAGGCUUUGAGUCAAGCCAGAGAACAGCUCCUGGAGCUCAGGAGUGGAGGAAGCUUACGGUGUUCCCUCAACAAGGGCACCCUAACCUACCCUGCCACAGCAGUCAGCAAUCACCGCCAACAAAGCAGUGCGAGGCAGAACUGUGGACGAGGCACCAACCCGCCCAGCCUGCACAGACUGCCAAAACCCACAGCUUCCCUAAGCCCAGAUAAGCUCAAGAAGGUCAGCAGCUCCGGACUGCCCGCCCUUCCCCAGUCACAUCCUCCCAGGGGCAGAGCAUCUUCGGUGACUGAGACCCGGAGGAGGUUGAGCGCCAUCCUUAGCCGGAGGCUGAGUCAGCAGUGACGACCAGGAGCCAGGAGCAGUUCCGUCCACGGUGUACACAGCCUUUCACAGACUGCCAGAUGCUCGCUGUAACCGGGUGCCCGGAAACGUAACAUAU
Alexandromys fortis (reed vole) is the source of this 2362-nucleotide messenger RNA. It is a transcript of the gene Lekr1, whose product is annotated as leucine, glutamate and lysine rich 1. The coding region runs from base 133 to 2265 and encodes 710 amino acids. NCBI's taxonomy places the organism in Eukaryota, Metazoa, Chordata, Mammalia, Rodentia, Cricetidae. The record is from RefSeq and is a predicted model, not a curated record. The transcript has 13 exons.